This is a messenger RNA of Paralichthys olivaceus (Japanese flounder), 3761 nucleotides long. It is a transcript of the gene cenpp, whose product is annotated as centromere protein P. The record is from RefSeq and is a predicted model, not a curated record. Gene Ontology annotation, biological process: CENP-A containing chromatin assembly. Gene Ontology annotation, cellular component: chromosome, centromeric region; nucleus. NCBI's taxonomy places the organism in Eukaryota, Metazoa, Chordata, Actinopteri, Pleuronectiformes, Paralichthyidae.
CGAGGCUGCAAACUGUUGUGAUUGUUCAGAGACGAAGAAGAAACUUCGAGUGUUUGUGUGAGUGAACCUCUUUAUUUCCAGUCUGUGGAUUCAGCGGAAUGAUUCACUCUGAGGGACACAGAAGACUUUGACUCCGGUAACUCGACGGUUUAACGGAGACGGACAGAUGGAGGAGAAGAUGUGCGAGGAGAACACGGAGGAGGUGAAAGUGCUGGAGGCUCAGAUUGAUCAACUCCGGGCUGAAGUGGCAGAAUUGCAGCACCAACAGCAGAUGAACCUCAAGGACAUGACGUUCCACUUCAGGGGGCAAAUGCAGGAUGCACUGUCGUAUGUCUGCGGACAGAAACAGGUGGGUUCGGAGGAGGAGGUGGUGUCCAGGCUAAAGGAGGAGGUGGAGGAACUGGAGGAGGACCUUAAGCGGCAGACACAGAUGAAUGGCAUCAGUCUGAACAGCUGCACCACAAAAACGCUGCAAAGCAGUAGCAGGAAGUUGGUCCAGCAUCUCUCUGUAUCAGGACACUGCUCUGAACUGGUCUUCCAGGUCGAGUUCCAGCUUUCUGAAGUCAGGCAGGGUCAAAGAUCUGAGAGGACCAUCAGUGAUCUGAACGUGGUGAUGGAUGCCAGUGACCUGUGCAGCCUCAGCAGCUUCCUGUCUGGAGCCGAGGAGCGCAACGAUCUCUUGUUACUCUUCAGGGCUGUCAGGGCUUUCUCAGACAGACGUGAUGACCGCCGCAGAACCUUCCAGCAUUUCCAGGAGAAGUACCCGUCCGUCGUCUCUCUCCCUGGAGGCUGCAGGUCAGAGGUCAUGACCUUGAAUCACCCCGAGCUUCCUGGCUGCGUCCUGUCCAUUCAUUGGUCGGUGGAAGUUUCCAGAGAAGGUGGAGUCACUCCAAAUAUCUAUCUGUUGCCAAAGAUCCCAGAGAGAGCGCUGCAGUUGUUUCCCUCUCAGGCUGUAGGUGGCGCUGCAGAGGCCUUCCAGAGCAUGCUGAGGAUUCUGGGACCUGAAGCUGCGGUGGAGUCUGUGAUCAGGGCGGUCAGCCUCACACAGGACACGUAACUCACAUUAGAGGCAGCAGUUAAAACAGAAAACUGUUUAUUGACCAUUGUUGUUACGUCCCAGACGUUCACAAAAAGAUCUGCAGCAAAUAAUGACUUUAGUUUUAACGUUUGAGGGUUUUCGUUUUCAUUUGACACUCACAGAUCAGUAAACACACAGAUCAGAAAACACACAGCGCCGGUUUAGUCUCUUAGAAAUCUUUAUUCAAUAGAAAGAGCUCGGCGGUCACGGCUGUAACAGCAGAGCUCAUUGGUCAAAAUCUACAAAAAUAAAUAAUUUAAAUACAAAAUGCCAAACAGCAGAGUCGCCUUUGUAUUUUCAAAUAGUUCUCUUCUCUCAGUUAUUUACACACACGCCGUUAAUCAGGAGUCUGUAGGUAUCACAGUGCUGCGAUGUUUCCACACCUCGACGCUCAGGCAGCAGCUGGAGGCAGAGACGACCGACCAAUCAGAGCCCAGGUCACCUGACGGAGCUGCGUCUCUGUGAGGUCAGAGGUCUGGACACUUUGUUUUCUCUAGAAACUUAGUUUUAUCUUUGCAUUAAAUCCCCGACGAUGUUUUAAAAUACCCAGAAAGUUGUUUAAGGUUCAUUUACGGUUUCAUUCUGCUGCCGUUGAAAUACUGUCAGGAGUUUAGUUUCUUCCUCGGAAACAGCAGUUGACAAAAAGAACGUAACGUAAGAUCCACAAAAGCUUUGUCUCGAGGUUUUUAGUUUGGUUUAGUUUGUUAUUUUAGAUCUUUUAAAUCAACACAUGAAAACUCUUCGGAGGCAGAAGAACGUCAAAGUUAGAUAUUUACAUUUCAACAGAUAAAGUCUGUGAUUUAACCUUAAUUUGUGAUUUUGUCAAAUGCUGUUUUGAGGAUCCAGAAUGAAACACGAAGUUCAGCAGGUAUGUUUGUUUCCAUUACUUGAACUCAUAAUAACCUUCUUGUGUAUUGGUCUGGAUUUGGAAAUAAAUCUUAAAAAUCUUUUCUUUAUCACAAAGUAGACCAAAAGUUUCUUUUUCCCUCUGAAAUACUUUCAGAAUGGUUGGAACUCAAAUAACCAUAACUGUUUGUUUUAAAGCUCGUCAGAGAUUUAUCUUUAAGAAAAUGUGUUGUUUUUUUUAUGUGGAAGUUACUGAAAGAGAUGAAAACACAAAGGGAAUCUUUUAAAGCUGCAACUAUUUUGAAAUAUGUCAUAAGAUGAUUCCCAAGUUUCCACUCCUUGUGUCUAAAGACACAAUAUAAGUCAUUUUUAUUUGAUGCCACAUUGACAUGCAAACAUUUCAGGGAGUUUGUAUUUGAAAUUUUUUAUUAUUUUUAACCAGCACCUGCAAAGUUUUUUGAGCGUUUGACCUAAAACUUUGCUUCGAUAAAUAAAAUGCACUUGUGAACAUAGAGGCCUCGUGUUGUUAAAGAUAAAUAAACUUCAAUGUUGUCAUAUUAUAAACGUAUACUAUAUUUAACCCUCUGCAGUGAAUCCUGUUGUAAACAUUAGAAUUCGUCCCACAACUUUAACUCUGUGACAUUUUUGAUCAAGUUUCAAAAUAAGUCAAAGCAAACUCGCGUCUCCGUCAAACAGCUGCAGCCUAAACGUGUCCAGACCUCGGCUGCCUCGUCGCUCUGCCCGACGCGUCUUCAUUUCAACAGUUACAACAAUCAGUGGUUGGUUCAGUUCACUGUCGUUCACUCUCCAGCCUUCUAACCUCAGGCAGACGCUGAAAUGCGGCCGCUGGGAUUUCAGUCAAAAAAGAUGGAGCUGAAUCUAAAAUCUGCUGAUGUAGUGUUUGGGCCGAGCAGAGCCGCUGACAACACGUCUCACGCUGGGAGCAAAGUGGAGCGUGAGGGAGUUUCUGUCGUCUGAGGCUUCAGUCUUGUAGUGUGAUUUGUUUUCAGACGUGUGGCUGAUGGAGGCGACGGAGGCUGGAGAGUGGACACUGUGAACAGAGGAACUCAAGUCAAGUGUUACCAGUUUAUCUGAAGCCUCCUCGAGCGCUGCUGGUUUCAGAGGACGACGAGAACACAAAGUUUCUACCUGACAACGAGAAGACUUGCGAUAAUCUGGACUAGAAAAGUCCCCCCCCCCCCAAAAAAAGACAACCCCCGUCAACAAUCGUCAAACAGCUGUAACCUAGUGACAAGUCUCAACUCCAGGUGACGUCACUGUCCUCGGAAACCUCCCAGCGUCCCUGAACUCAUCCUUGAGCUUCGGAUCGUCAGGAAUUCGAGGUACUGAGAUUUCGAGGCUGCGUCCACAACCGCUGGUGUCAGACGACCUCUGACCUCAGCUGUGAACGCAGCCUGUAACAAAGUGAGUGUUUCAAAAUACACACUCAACGCACUCACACACACGCGCGCGCACACACACAACUCUUGUCCUCCAGUCCUACCAGAACAUUUAGGCACAUUGACAAAAUGGACACACAACAAGCCACUUAUGGCACAACAACCAGCAGAGCAGCAGCAUGACCAUCGGCCCGCCUGCACUCUUUCCCAGCAGCCUCUGCUCUCGUUACAGUUUCACCCGCUCUACUUGAAAACCCUCUGUAGAGUCACAUCAGUGAAAAGGAGACGGUCACAGUCACUGAGGAUGACGACAGGCGAUGACUCAGCUUCUUCCCCUGUUUCAUCACUUUGUCUCAUUAAGGGCUGAAACUAACAGUUAUUAUCAAUUCAUCAGAUUAUUUUCUUGAUUCAUUAAAAUUGUUUAGUUUGAGAAAUAU